Messenger RNA from Opisthorchis viverrini, 14010 nucleotides. RefSeq lists its product as hypothetical. Gene Ontology annotation, cellular component: axon; plasma membrane. NCBI's taxonomy places the organism in Eukaryota, Metazoa, Platyhelminthes, Trematoda, Opisthorchiida, Opisthorchiidae. Bases 133 to 13539 code for a protein of 4468 amino acids. The record is from RefSeq and is a predicted model, not a curated record. Gene Ontology annotation, biological process: dendrite self-avoidance; homophilic cell-cell adhesion; axon guidance. The transcript has 71 exons. Gene Ontology annotation, molecular function: cell-cell adhesion mediator activity; calcium ion binding.
ACCGGGUCUAGUUUUGUGUGCAGCUUCAAUCGAUAAGAUAUCCCUAGCAAAUUCCCUCAAUUGGAUACUAUUUGAAACUCCGGAGGAUUCUAUUAACAGCGCCUCCUUGAUAUUAUUUCUGAGCGGGAGGAAAUGGCGCGGCAGUCACAGCCUCAUCCCAAAAUCCGGCUCAGAUUACUCCACCUAUAUUCUUUGGCGUCUACCCUUUUACUGUUGUGUACCACCAAUGCGGAAGAGGCUCGAUCUUCUUACCGAUCCACCAUCGAUGAAAUCCCCGUCUAUGAAUCAAUAUCGAUGGAAUUGCCAGAUGUCAAUAUCUCAUACGCAUUGACAGAUGAUCCGACUACUACGUCAGCUAUUUCGUUAGCCAUUGUAUUUGACUCUACAGGAUCAAUGGGAAAUGAUUUGAAACAGGUAAAAAUCGGAGCCCGACGAAUUCUACAGCGACACAUGCAACGUGGAGAAGCGAACUACAUCAAGGAUUUUGUUCUGGUCAAGGUACACGAUCCCGAUGUCGGGCCAGCUCGAGUAACCACGUCCACCAAAACCUUCUACCAGUAUUUGGACAGUGUGUAUACCCAAGGCGGCGGUGACUGUCCGGAAAUGACAAUCACGGGUAUUGAACUGGCCCUGGAAGCAUCCAGACCAAAUUCGCUUAUUUAUGUUUUCACAGACAGCAGCGCAAAAGACUACAACAGGACGGACAAUGUUCUCAGCCUAAUCCAACAGAAACAGAGUCAAGUGGUAUUUGUUCUCACUGGUUUCUGCGACACAAUGGAUGAACCCGGCUUUGAAGCUUAUAGGCAGAUCGCUACCGUCAGUUCUGGUCAACUUUAUAUUAUCGGAAAAGGUCAAGUUGACGAGUUUAUGCAAGUAGUGGAAGCCGCAGUCGAGGCUAGGAAAGUGCACAUCUUACAACAGGAUACGUACUCAGAACAAGCCAAGAUCUACAGUUUUCCCGUCGACUCGCACCUGUCGCAGCUUACCGUUCAGGUAGCCAAUCACAAGCGAGGACAAGCAAUUGAUGUACGCAUUCGAAACCCGCAGAGAAAACUCAUUGGCCCAGAAGAUGGUUUGAAACGUUUAAUGAAAGCAGUCUCUUCGGUUUUUGUUGGCUCUUUGGAUCGGCCGACACCAGGGGAGUGGACCUUGGAGGUUAUCACCAAACCGGACGAAUCUGCUGGUAAGGAGGCUUCGAUUGGAGAAAUGGACCUUGAGGAUGAAGAACAGUGGUUCUCGGUACGCGUUUCCGGCAUCAGCGAUGUGGAUUUCUUACAAGGCUUCAGCACUACACCAAAGGAGUACAACCAAGCAGGGUCGCAACAGCCCAUUGCGGGUGUGAAGAAUUUUGUCAUGGUUAACAUGACUGGCCGAUUCCAACCGGGACGUCUGGACCACCUGGACAUGCGUGCACCCAACGGGACAUCUUUGGUUCGGUUGCCUAUGAAACAAACUGGAACAAGUCAUGUGUUUGUCAGUCAGCAUGCAAUGGAUCCGCUCUCGGAACACGCUUACCUGCAGGCAAGUGUUUCCGGUCGUGACGGUCAAGGAUUUCCGUUUCAACGCUAUUCCAAGGUAGCCCUUUCUGGUCGGAAACCACGUCCUAUCGUCAUCACAUGCCCACCCAAGAUUGAGCUUCAACGUGGUGCGACCACUGAGCUUGCGUGUACGGUAAACAGUGAGGUUCCGUACACCAUUAAGUGGUACAAAGAUGGGAGACAUUUGGCCGGACAUGCUGAUGAGAAUAAAAUCUACAACCAACCGGGUAGCGUGUUGUACACCAUCACCGAUGCCAAUGAAGAUUCUCAUGGGAUCUAUGCAGCUGAGGUCCAUCCAACCAUCACUGAAGGCGAUCCGAAAAUUGACGGUGAAUUCAAAGAUGAGGUGGCUGUCGUGAUUCUGCCUCCACCACCACGUGUGCUGAUUCCCCGGAACACAAGUGUUGAACCCGGUGUGGCUACUCUCACUUGCACCAUAUUCAGUUUGGAUGAGUCGGUAAAAGUGCGUUGGUAUCGUGGACUGGAGACUCCGUUUGAACUUCGUGAUGGACGUCGAUAUCGUAUUGAAACCACGCAGGAGGCCAGUCCUGGAAUGCCCGCUCAGGCGUUGACGAGCAAGCUCACCAUCAAUGGAGCAACAAAAAGCGAUGCGGGGAAGUACAUUUGUCAAGCCGAACACAGAGGGGGAACAAGCGAUGCUGAGGGAUUCUUACACAUCCAUGGCCUGUACAAAUCAGCGAAUCAACGUCUGCUAACCUAUUGUCAGGUCAUAACGAAGUCCAGACCGCAAUACAACACCCUAGGUAAACUGAACGACGUGGAUGGAGAUGCGGUUACCCCCAAGAUUCGACUUGACACGGACAGCGUGACCUUCAAAGAAGGUUCGGCGCUUAUUUUAAGCUGCUUAAGUGAAGGUACACCGCAACCAAAGAUUGUCUGGCUGUUCAACAAAGCUCCACUUUCUGUCAAAGAACCGGAAUCGCCCAGGGUGACUUUUCAAGAGGACUUUAUGGAGUCCAGACUUAUCAUUCAGCCGGCGAAGGAGGAGGAUGCCGGUGUGUACACAUGUUUGGCAGUGAAUUCAGCCGGAAACGACAGCAGAACAAUCACGGCGGAUUUCAUUGCCAGUCCAACUGUUGACAAAAUCGAACUAUCGACCUCCUCGCCUGUUGAAGGGCAACCUCUGACAAUAACAUGUCAUGUAUCGGGCAAACCGAAGCCCCGUGUCAGGUGGGAUUUCAACGGAAGCCCGGUGACACCUAACUCCAAGAUUAGAAUUGACGAGGAAGAGGGUAAGCUAGAACUGCUUUCAGCUGAACAAAGAAUGCGAGGGGAAUGGACGUGUUUGGUUGAGAACAGUGCGGGGACUGCUCGGAAGUCAGUCACUGUGGAUAUUGGAUAUCCACCGAAAUUCCGAUUAGACAUGGUCCCCGGAAAAAUUUUGGCCGAAUUCUCCAUGGACACCAUUCUAGCCUGUCCCGUUGAAGGACAUCCCAUGCCCAUGGUGAAAUGGUAUCGAGUCACACCAAGCGGCAAUCUACCUGUUCAAUAUGGCGAUCGCUAUCGACUUCAGGCUGACAAUUCCUUAUCGAUCCGGGAUGUCAACAUGGAAGAUGCGGGGGCAUUUGUGUGCGAGGCGGUCAACAUGUACGGCAAGGACAGCCAUACGGUGCUAGUGGAUAUUGGAGGAACAAAAGCUCCAAUGAUCUCUUUCACGGACCCUAAACAGACUGCAAUCAGCGGAGCUCCAGAAAAACGGUUAGUCUGCAAUGUUUUAGACGCGAAGCCGGUGGCUACGGUGAUGUGGUUGAAGGACAACCAGCCGAUUGACGUCGGAGCAUCUUCCAAGUAUACACUGGAUAACCAUGAUCUCAUUAUCCGUGAUCUUAACGACAAAGAUGAAGGAAUUUACACGUGUAUCGCCCGCAACGUGAUCGGAAAAGCAAAGUUCGACAUUGAACUUGAUGUACAAUCAAAGCCGGCUUUUGUGGAUCCGAGGAAAUCCCAACGCAUUGAUGUGACUCAAGGAGACAAUCUCGUCCUCGAAUGCUUGGUCACUGGGGAUCCCCGGCCAGUGGUAGAAUGGCGUAAAGAUGGUCGACGUAUACUUCCUCAUGGUCCCACUCCUGGAUCCGACCGAAACUUUGGUUCAUCGAAUGGAGCGGGCCCCACGGUGGUCGUUUCUCCAGAUGGAUACAAACUGACAAUUUAUUCGAUGACCGAUGCAAUGGCUGGUAGUUUCACGUGUUCUGCCGGAAAUAUUCACUCCAUGGAAACGAAAGAAUUUGAUGUUUCUGUAAAAACGCCACCGAGUAUUUCCAAAGAAGGUCCGUCCGAGUUCGAGCUUGGUCAACAAGAAGUCGGGUUGCUCACCUGCUUUGUGGGAGUCAGCCAACCUCCUGCUUUGGUUCAGUGGUACAAAGAUGGUCAUCCACUCUCUCCGAUCCCGGGUCGCAUUUCAUUUCUGGACAAUGGGUACACUGUGGCUCAACGGACAACUGAACUGCCAACCUCCUUGAACUCCAAAUCAGUUUGGAAGAAUCGCAUUACUACUGCGACUGGAUCUUUUUAUCAACAUCCGUGUCGGUUUCCUGUGAGGAGAUCCGAGGACAAGACGAUCUGGAUUCCGGAUCCUACGAAUGCCGAAUGCCGAGCUGAAAACGAGGCUGGCCACGAUUCACGGUUCUUCCAAGUCACUGUCCUAGGUAUGGCUAUUGACAGGCUGGUUUCCCAUUCUCACCUUUCAACACUAGUUCCACCAACCAUUACAACUGGUGAUAGUUAUCGGCGUCUCCUUGUCCAAUCCGGAGAUCGUGUAGAGAUUCAGUGUGGAAUGCAAGGCUAUCCGGAACCCAAACUUACGUGGCAUUGGAACGGACAGCCGUUGAGUACAAAAGGCACCAUCCAGGAGGGUAUGGCAUCCAAUCUUGGCAUCCAACUGGUACCAAAGGGUCCGGAACAAACGGACAUUGUGAUUAUGGAAAUGACACCGGAACUUCAGGGAAAUUACACCUGUUUGGGCACAAACAAAGGCGGUUCCACUGAACUUGUCUACGAAAUCGUCGUCCUUGAAAAACCGUUUAUUGAUGGUUUCAAUGAAAAGGCCGUGGUAUUCGUCAACAACACGAUCACUCUAACAUGUGAGGCAGGUGGGAGUCCACCGCCGAGAGUGACUUGGUACUUCAAUGGACAACCACUGAACCCGGAUAAGCAAUCCGGAUACCGGCUGGUAGGUCCCAAAAACCUCAUGCUUCUAUCUGCCCGGCCGCAUCAAGGUGGAGACUAUACUUGUGUGGCAGAGAACGAGGCAGGUUCGGCAAGGGCAACAACGGUACUAACCGUUUUCGAACCCACGGACAGUCAGCAGCUUCAACAAAACCUCACGGUCAAAACGACCCGGAUGGGUGGAAAUAUCACGUUCACCUGUAUCAUGAGCUCUAAUCCACCAGCUCAGAUCAAGUGGCUCAAGGAUGAGAAAGACAUCUUCAGUGUAAUGCCACAAGAUCGGUUCACCGUCAGUCCGGAUGGCUCGACGCUUACGCUCUUCAACGUGAAUUUGGAAGACCAGGGUGAAUUCAAAUGUGUGGCAGUCAACAUUCCGGGGUCAUGGAAUUAUCGAUACACAUUGGAAGUAACGUCCUCCCCAGGAAUCCUAAAGCAUUCUUCAAGUGCACAAUUUGUUAACGUAAACGAAGGAACAGAACUAAGACUUCAGUGCCUUGCAACAGCCAACCCGGAACCCGUGUACCAGUGGCUGAAGGAUGACACGCCAUUAACAAUGCACGUCCUGGCCUUGGGCAAUGAGGUCGUGGAUUCGUCUACCGUAAGAACAAAUACAAGCGGGAUAAGCAGCAGGUACUCUAUCCACGACAACGGCCGUCUACUGUUGGUUCGAGACAUUCAAACGCAUGAAGCUGGGCGUUACACUUGUGUUGCGAGUAAUAUUGUUGGUGAGGAUCGUCUGGAGAUUACCGUGUCGGUGUCCGCUGCACCUAGCAUCACUGAUGGAAAGGACCAUGAGACGCCGAUUUUCGAACGCGGAAAACCGAGCCAUCUCUGGUGCAAUGUAUCGGGAAAUCCGGAGCCAACAAUUCGAUGGGAAUACGACCUGCCAACAAGUGGACCAGGUGAUCGGAACAUUCAAGAACGUUACGACGGGCGUCAGUUGUAUUUACCGAAUGUGGACUACGGUCUUAUCACUCGCUACGCCUGUGUGGCCAAAAAUAAGGCAGGAGAGGUCCGCAAGAUCUUUGACCCGACGCUUGUCUAUGCCCCUGUGAUUACUGGACCUGAAGGGAAAAACCCAAGGCCUGUACUCCAAGAUGCCAGCACAAGACUGUUCUGCGAUUGGGAUGCUUCACCCAGAGCCCAGGUUGAAUGGUUCAAAGAUGGUGAACUUAUCGAUCCGAAACGCUUUUCUCGAGCAAACAUUUCUUCGAGCGAAACACAGCUCUACCUGUACAAUGUGCAGCCUACGGAUGCCGGAAAGUAUCGAUGUGUGGUUAGCAACGAGUACGGACAAGCGAAACGUCAGUGGACCGUGCAGGUGAUGUCGCCACCGACAAUCAGAUUCUCCACACCGGAAGGUGAGCAAAGCGUGUCGUUGGGUUCGGCUUUGGCAUUGUUCUGCGUCGCCAGCGGUCACCCACCACCAAAGAUCACGUGGACGAGGGACGGCAAACCUAUCGACCUCAGUCGUUAUUCGAUCAGUGAAGAUCAAAUACACUUGCGGUUACCCGAAGUGGCAGAACAUGACAGCGGUCGGUAUGCCUGUCUGGUGAGCAGUGAGUACGGACAGACCUCAAAGACGUUCGAUGUGAAAGUGACGUACGCACCACGUCUUGACAGUGAUGGGCAGCUUCAAUACAGCCUGGAGCGGACGGUUGGUGGGAGCGCGUUACUUGAAUGUCUCGUAUCUGGUAAUCCGGUCCCGAAGAUCACGUGGUAUAAGGAUGGAGUUCCGUUGGACCAGCUCCCAUACAGGUACCGUCUCAUCAAUCAGGAUCGGCAACUGGAAAUCAUCGCUAUGCAGCCAUCGGAUGCCGGUCGCUACCGCUGCGUCGCAAGGAAUCCAUUUGGGCAAAUCGAGAUCAACACUGACGUCGUCGUUGGAGCCCCAGCGCGCGUCGAUCGUGGACGCGUGCGCACAGACUAUACGAUACGCGAAGGCGAUGAGUUGGUCCUUCCUUGUCCAGCCAACGGAUCACCGCCCCCGAGGAUCCAGUUCUCAAAAGUAGGAGAUUCUGGUUCCGGAUGGAACGAAAAUACUAUGCCAAGACAUGCGGUAGUCUCCCAGGACCGACAAACUCUGGCCUUCUUCCGUACGAGAAAAUCAGACAGCGGUACGUAUCAGUGUAACGCGAGCAACGCUGUCGGCUGGGACAUCAUGGAGUAUAUUGUUCGCGUAAGGGUUCCACCGACUUUCGACACAUCGAACGUCCAACCAGAAGUGCAUUGGUUUGUCAAUCAAACGCGUUCAUUGGACUGCACCUUGAUGGAGGGAAUCGAUCCUGCACCGCAGAUCAAGUGGGAGAGACGUGGGGUUCCAGUAGUGAGUGGUCCAGAUAUCCAAAUAUCAGCCGAUGGAAGCAAGCUGACUGUGCCCCAAGUUCAACCUCGAGAUGGUGGCGAAUAUAUCUGUCACGCACAAAAUGAGGUGGGGAAAUCUACUCAGAUUUUCAAUGUACUGGUUUAUGUGCGACCAAAGUUUGUGGAUGCCACAAGACGAAUUCACGUGCAAGCUGUUCAGAACGAAACAAUCCAGCUUCAAUGCGAGGCUACGGGUGAACCAAGACCUCGAUUUUCCUGGUUCAAACGUGAUGUGGAGAUUCUUAGGCCCAAGGUAAUUGGCUCCCCGUUCGGUGGCUCUGAGCGCUCAAACAUAGCCAUCCUCAGUGGUGAUCAGAUAUUGCAAAUUUCCAAUAUUCAACUGAAGGACAAAGGUGAAUACACGUGCACUGCAAGCAAUGGUGGUGGAACCAUUGAGAAGAAGUUCAACGUGUCGGUGAUUGUACCUCCAAUGAUAAUCAAGCGAGGUGUUUCUCCAGAAGAGCACAGAACGAAGGAGUAUGUUCCAAUCACGUUCUACUGCCUCUUGCGAAAUAUUAACCAAACUGAUCCAGAAAUCACGUGGACAAAGGACGGUGCUCCAGUGUUGAUGUCAGGGGAUAGCGACUAUUUUGUUAUCCACGACCAAGGUCAAAGUCUGACGGUGGUUCGGCCUACUGUAGCAGAAGAUGGAACGUACCGCUGUAUUGCCAAAAAUCGUGCAGGCGAAGAUAGCCACAGUUUUCAAUUGUCGGUGAUCGCCGCACCUCGAUUCCCGCCUGAUUUCGUCCGAUUCCGUGAGAAACUCGUCGCGCGUCUCGGUCAGGAAGUGGAACUGCCCUGUCCGGUACUGGGUUCACCGGCACCCAUUGUGACGUGGUACUUAAAUGGAGCACCACUGAAUCUAUUUACUGCCCCUGUCAAAUAUGUUUUUGAAGAGGACCAGCGCAUUCUACGAAUUCCAGCCGCAAGCAAUAAGGAUCCAGGCGAAUAUCAAUGCAUGGCCCGUAAUGAAGCUGGAAAUGUGACGAAGGUCUACGAGCUAGACGUCAUCAUGCCCCCACUGGUUCGGUUGGACAAGACUGAAGUGCGUGAGCGAGAAGGAGCAACUUUCACAGUUCAGUGCUCAGCUGAAGGACAUCCUCAACCAACCUUGGAGUGGUCACGUGAGGUUGGCGGACUAUUCCGACUUGGGACAAGCGUGGACAUCACAACCGGUGUACUAACCAUCACAGACGCUAAGAAGGAGGACGCUGGACGAUACAUUUGCACGGCUACAAGCAAGGUUGGACAAGAUACGAAAUCAGUUGUAGUGGAAAUCAUAGAACGUCCAACCAUUCACACUUCCUUGGAGCCCAUUCUCGUGAAAGAAAACGCUCAAGUUUUGUUACCAUGUCAGGCAACCGGAACACAACCUAUCCGCAUACAAUGGCUCUUGCCAUCGGGACAACUCAUCACGGCAGAUCAACCUGGUGUAUUUAGGCAGUUGCCAGAUCAAGGACUUCUAAUUGAAAAGGUCCGCCCAGAACAUGCAGGCCGCUACCGCUGUUCGGCCAAUAACGAGGCUGGAUUUCAGAAUGCAGUAAUCAGUUUGGAAGUUCUGGUCCCACCAAAACUCCGAAGACCAGCUUCCUUGGAACUUUCUGGUCGACUCAAUUCGGUGUUGCAGUUGCACUGUGAGGUCGAAAGUGGCUCUCCGACACCAAUAAUUACUUGGGAACGCGAUGGACUUACCUUCAGCCGCACAAGAAGUUAUUAUACCACCACAGAAUCCGGGUUGUUCAUUUUCAACUCGCUCAAGCAAGAAGAUGAAGGCGAACUGACAUGCGUUGCAAAAAAUCCUGCCGGAGAAGACCGACUGACGUACAGAGUUUUUGUACAAAUUCCCCCGAGGGUAUCGAUGCCCGUCUCGACGAUUGGAUAUGAAGAACAGUCGGUGACAAUCAAUUGUGAAGUUGAAGGUCAACCAGAACCGGAAGUUUCUUGGGAGUUUAGAGGUCAACCGCUAUCAAGCUACCUAGCCAACAGGGUCCGUUUUGAAACUCCUACCCAAGUGACCAUCUACAAUCUACAGCCCUCAGAUGGAGGGAGCUACUUUUGCAUCGCUCGUUCGACCGGACAAGAUGUCGCUAUGGAUUCCACUUACCUGACAGUGUUCACUAAGCCCACUUUCGAACGAACCCCGAACAAAACUACAGAGGCCUAUGAAUCGCGAUGGAUACAAUUCAGAUGUGUGGCGAACGGUCAUCCAAAACCGGAUAUUCGCUGGACCCAUAAAAACGACCCUAUCCCAAGUAAUCCGAGCAAGAACGGGAUUGGUUCACUGGUUCUUGGACCACUCAGAACCGAACAACCAGGAAUGUAUGCUUGCCUCGCUAAGAAUGAAGCCGGGGUUGUGGAAUAUCCGUUCGAACUACGUGUUAAAAGAUUUUUAAUCACCAAUGCGCUGGCGGAUUUCAUUUUGAUCCCUUCUUCCGCAUGUGUAGCCCGACCUCGUGUUCAUGUGUACCAGUCGGACGAACCAAUCAAAGUCAGUGAACCAACUCGUCUCCACUGCGAUGUGAGCGGGGAUGUGGACUCAGUGGUGUGGCUCAAGGAUGGUGACGUGGUAUCGAAUUCCAGCCGGAUAAGUAUUGUGGAUCACGGCAAAAGUUUGGUAAUUCGGAUGACAAAGGCUCGCGACACUGGUACGUAUCAAUGCAUAGCGACAAACCCGGUUGGAGAAGAUCUUGGUGAACUGCAUCUGGUUGUGGAAAGUAAACCGCAGUUCAUCACUGUUCCGCGCAACAUGACCGUUCAGAUGGGAGCAUUGGUCACGCUGGAGUGUAAAGCUGAAGGAGAACCGCAACCCACAAUCACUUGGUACAAGGAUGGUCAGCUUCUCGAAUUGGGUGGAACACGAUCAUUAGUGAAUAACGGUUCCUUGAGAAUCGUUGGGGUUUCAAACGAUGAUGAAGGCAACUACUACUGUGUCGCAUCAUCUAGUUUGGGCGAGGAUUUCUCUUCACCAGCGACACUUCAAGUACAGUUGGAUGGCAAUUGGGCUGCAUGGUCAGCCUGGUCCGCGUGCAGUCACACAUGUGGUCAUGGGAGCCAGACGAGGUCACGUACUUGCUCUGACCCGGAACCCAAGAACGGAGGUGCCUACUGUCCGGGUGAAAACACAGAGGCUCGCACUUGUCUAGUGUCCUUCUGUCCAGUUGACGGCGCUUGGGGCGCAUGGACCCCGUGGUCCGCAUGUUCUGCCACAUGUGGCGCUGGUCUUUCACAACGUCAGCGCCGGUGUGACAACCCUCCGCCAAGCAACGGUGGCAAGACCUGUGCCGGCGAGGCAGUGGAGGACGUCAUGUGUCAAGGACUGCCUCCUUGUCCAAUUUCUGGUAGUUGGUCUCCAUGGUCUCCCUGGUCUGAGUGCUCCGCCGCCUGUGGAACUGGAGGCACACAGAGCCGUGAGAGAACUUGCGACAAUCCACCGCCGACAAAUGGAGGACGCCAAUGCCCAGGUAAAGGGCUAAUGGUUCGUGCAUGCAAUCGAGGCCCGUGCCCUGUUAACGGUGCAUGGGGUAACUGGGGUCCCUGGUCGCACUGCUCCAGGAGCUGUGGAGGUGGGCAACGCACACGAACGCGUCGGUGUGAUAAUCCCACUCCAGCUUUCGGUGGCGAGGAGUGCCCAGCUACGGGCUAUAUGGAAGUUUCUGAAUGUCAGAACAACGCCUGUCCCAUUAACGGUGAGUGGUCCAACUGGUCAUCCUGGUCCGCCUGUUCCCGCACUUGUGGUGUCGGUCUGCAAACACGUGAACGUGAGUGCACGCAGCCUGCGCCCCAGUUUGGUGGUCGACUUUGUCCCGGUUCGGCCAAAGAAGUGCGUACCUGUGAGGUCAAUCGACCGGGUAGUUCGAUCGCUUGUCCCGGUACAGACCAAGUCACUCAUCAGGCUUCCUGGUCCGAGUGGUCAGCAUGGUCAGUUUGUGAACGAGACUGCCUGUUUAGCGGGCCUCGAUCCGAACUGGGUGGAUGGCAGCGACGUAGCCGAUCGUGCAGACUGACUAGUAACGAGGGUGAAGCAGACAAGAACAACGGACAGCAAACGCAUGGAUGCCCAGGUCCAGCAGAAGACGUACAACAGUGUACACCCGAGCUAGGAUCUUUAGAAUGUGCAGAUUCCACGGAUCGACCUAGAUCUGGUGUCAUCUUUGGUCAUCUUCGUGGACAAAUAAACAAGGUAGAUAUUGGUGUGAUCCCCAUCAAUGCUUCAUGGUCCAUGCCCGAAGGACGAGGACCAACAAACUAUCAUUUCGAACUUUCUGAAGUCCCUCCCGAACACAGUACUUGUUUGCAAGCCAUGUCGGAGUUAUACGGUCCGGUGUUUUGGUAUGCCGCACAAGAGGUUUCUGGUGCCUCCAAUGGAAAUAGCGUGGGAAUAAAUGGGGGCACAAUAAACUGGGAAAGCCUCGGUCAGUUUUCCGAUGGAAGCCAGAUAAAAAUAUCCACCCGUCUCACACCGACCAAUGAAGGUUCUCAACAAACGGCUGACAAAAGUCAGCGCUUUCUCAGAAUGGACUCCUAUGUGACAGGCUCCUGCUCAGUAUCCUUGUCUGAAUCUGCUCGAAAGGGCGAAGACCUGGUGAUCAAGUUGCAUCCGUUCAAAGAGAACAUUGUUCAGCUCAAUCCACAUAAAGGUGAACUACAUGCAUAUUCAUCUCGGGCAUUUGGAGUUCAGAAACCGGGUGAUUUACGGUCCCGAAUUGAGCCAAAUGCAUGGACCUCGGCCAUCCAAACUACAGGCGGACGCCGUCAGCGAUAUCUAAACCAAGAACUCAAUGUGGAACGAACGAACAUGAACGCUGACAAACCUAAGCGAAUCAUUCAGCUAUGGGCUGAGGCUUACAUCACGAAACCUCCAACUGGAGGAUUUUGUCCAGCAGGAUUUGAACUGCAACAGACACGCUUUUCGGGGAUCGGAAGUGCUUUAGAAGCCCAACGUGAUUAUUGCCAGGAUGUUGAUGAAUGUUCCUCAAGGAGCUUGAACCAGUGUGAUCACAUUUGUGAAAACACCAUACCACAUUACAAGUGUGCCUGUCAUUCUGGCUAUCGUCUAUCAUCUGAUGGUCAUUCUUGUGUCGACAUUGACGAAUGUGUAGCCAACCCGUGCACUGAUGAACAGAAGUGCGUCAACACUCCGGGCGGUUAUGAAUGCAAGAAGUCUUGCGCAGUCGGCUUACGCGAAGUGGCCGAUGGAUGUCAAGAUAUUGAUGAAUGCACCGAAAAGCCAACCGUCUGUGGUAUCCACCAGUGCGUGAACACGUAUGGUGCAUACUACUGCGCAUGUCUUCCGGGUUAUGUGGAAACGGAGGAUGGGUGUCGAGAUAUCGAUGAGUGUAUUGACAGUGCGGCCAACCAAUGCCGUGAAAACGAGCGUUGCGUCAACCUGCCAGGCACCUAUAAAUGUCACUUAGCUUGUCCAAUCGGCUAUCGGGUAUUGGCCAAGCCAAAUUCAAACACCAUCGAAUGUAUUGACUUGGAUGAAUGUGCGUUGGGUACGUUCAACUGUCCGCCAGGUUCACGCUGUUGGAACGAACCGGGUAGCUAUGCAUGUCGGUGUGCCAAUGGAGCGACCGCUGGAGCCCGAGGCUGUGAUUAUCGAAACGAAACACUAUGUAACGAGGGUUUCCAAUGGGAUGAAGUCAAAGGCUGUGUCGACGUAAAUGAGUGUCAGACGAAUUCCGGACAGGGUCCGUGCCAAUACAAGUGCAUCAACACGUUCGGUGGAUUCUACUGCGAAUGCCCACCUGGAUAUAAGCUGGACAAACAAAGCAAUACAUGUAAAGAUGUUGACGAAUGUUCAUUCAAACCCUCUGUUUGCCGAUUUGAUGAAUUCUGCCUCAAUGUCCCGGGAAACUAUACAUGCGUACAGAAAAAAUGCCAGAAAGAUUACAUCUUUGAUCAUCGGAGCAGAUCUUGUCGCAUUCGAUGUACAGACAGCAAACUCCCUUGUCCCCAUGGGGCAAAAUACGCGGACACAAUAGACUACCUCAUCGUCAGUUUCCCAACACCUAUCCACGGACGAGCAACUGGUUCCCGAGUGAAACUGCGUGUGGUAGAUUGGAAUCAGAUUCAACAAUCCAAUUGUCUCUACCGUCUACUGGAAAAAGCCCCCAACACUCCGGUAAACUACAGAGCCGACGACGGUGUGGUUUAUUUGACCCCAGUAUGGAACACAAUGGCUGAAGACAGUUUUCUAACUGCUGAACUGAGAGCAGCGUCAAAUGAAACUCAAGUGACUUACGGUGGACAACAGCACCCGUCAGGGGACCUGUUCUAUCUGUUCUUCCGCGUAUCGUGCUACAGGUACCCUCUUCCAGUCGAUGAACUGAAACGAAUCGAUUGGGGUGAACCAAGUACUGCACAGACACAAUGGCAACUCAAACAGAACGUGCUCGUAUUUCAACAUUCUUUCUACGUCUAUAUUUCAAUAGCCAAAUAUCCAUUCUAACUAGGUAUACCAAAAAACAGAUAGACCGAUCCAUUCGGGGGUAAUCAUUUCCGCAGAAGCAACCAAUGAAUGCUUGUGGUCCCGGUUGAUUUGCUUUGUUCUCUUUUUUUUUGGCUACUAGGCACUUCAAUCUUCACACCUCUCUUUCCCUGUCUAGGUGAGUGAAACAGUAUAUUUUUUGUUCACCAUCUUUUCUACUUCAUAACGUACUCAAAGCUUCACUGACACAGCCCCCCUCAAGUGUCCCCCUAACGGACUUGUUUCAACUGUUCUACUAACUUGUUCUAUCACAACUUCUCCAAAUAGUACUAANACAGUUUAUUUUUUGUUCACCAUCUUUUCUACUUCAUAACGUACUCAAAGCUUCACUGACACAGCCCCCCUCAAGUGUCCCCCUAACGGACUUGUUUCAACUGUUCUACUAACUUGUUCUAUCACAACUUCUCCAAAUAGUACUAAAUUGUGUCGAAU